AUGAUGACAUACUGCGCUAAGCAAAGGAUACGAUGGAUAUUUAAUCCACCUGGAGCUCCAUGGAUGGGUGGCGCAUGGGAGCGCCUGGUUGGCACGGUUAAACGUGCCUUCAAUAAAGCAGUAGGGAGGAAAAAGCUAGCGUUUCCCGAAUUUCUGACAGUUGUUACAGAGAUAGAGGCAGUAGUUAACACACGACCUCUUGUCGCUUGCUCCCCCAAUGUAGAGGAUAUACCCCUGAGACCUGUUGAUUUUCUCCACAAGUCUCUCAAGUAUGGGCUAGCACCUCUUGAUCCUGAUGAGCUCCAAGAUCCAACGUUUGAUCCACAGUUGAUACAAACGGUGACACAAGCAAAGCAAGCGCUCGAAAACAGCGAAAUAAUAGCAGAAAAAUUCUGGGAAAGGUGGCACUUCGAGUAUCUCACGGCGUUGCGCGAAAUGCAAGUAGUACAUCGAAAACAGGCCAGACAUCAAACGUCAAGGGAACCACAUGUGAACGAAAUUGUACUCGUCGAACAAGAUAGUUUACCCCGCGGUAGCUGGUGUUACGGGAAAAUAAUCGAAGUGGUCAGAAGCGCUGACAACAUGAUACGAUCGGUCAAAAUCCUCAUGCCAAAUAAGCACAUAUGGCAUAGACCCCUUAGCAAAAUAUAUCCGCUGGAAAUUUCAUCGCCAGUGUGUAAUGAAGCCACAGAGGUCCCCACUCAAAGUAGAGAGCAAAAUACGGCUCCGGAUCUUCCCUCCACAAAGUUCCAAAGAAGAGCAAAGCUCAAAGCCAUCCAAGCGAUCAAGGAAUCGUCGGUAACGAACACAACAAAUUCGUUAGGAAACGCCAGCGUAAUGGUCUUAACAGCAAUCACGAAUUUCCCACAUUCCAGUGAGCACAGUAGUGUACGAAGUAAUAAACUGUAUGGAAUGGAGCCCGCUAAUAAGGUUACGCGUCCAUAUUUCCUUGAACCACCAUCAAGAAGAGCAGAUGACAUUGAAUUUGAGGCCGUACGUCAGUCAAAAAAGACAGAACAUAUCCUUCAAUGUUAUCUCAUAUGCAAGGCCAACGUGUCCCUUACUGGACAGCAGGUUCGCGAUUUCGCAUGA
Messenger RNA from Haemonchus placei, 1092 nucleotides. The record is from the annotation of a GenBank genome assembly. Lineage: Eukaryota; Metazoa; Nematoda; Chromadorea; Rhabditida; Trichostrongylidae.